Rangifer tarandus platyrhynchus (Svalbard reindeer) is the source of this 3288-nucleotide messenger RNA. The record is from the annotation of a GenBank genome assembly. NCBI's taxonomy places the organism in Eukaryota, Metazoa, Chordata, Mammalia, Artiodactyla, Cervidae.
AUGAAGUCUCGGCAGAAAGGAAAGAAGAAGGGCAGCUCCAAGGAGCGGGUGUUUGGGUGUGACUUGCAGGAGCACCUGCACCACUCAGGCCAGGAGGUGCCCCAGGUGCUAAGGAGCUGUGCAGAGUUUGUGGAGGAGUAUGGAGUGGUGGAUGGGAUCUACCGCCUCUCAGGGGUCUCUUCCAACAUCCAGAAGCUCCGGCAGGAAUUUGAGGCUGAACGGAAGCCAGACCUGCGGCGAGAUGUUUACCUUCAGGACAUUCACUGUGUCUCCUCCUUGUGCAAGGCCUACUUCAGAGAGCUGCCAGACCCCCUGCUCACGUACCGGCUCUAUGACAAGUUCGCUGAGGCUGUGGCCGUACAACUGGAACCUGAGCGCUUGGUCAAGAUCCUAGAUGUGCUUCAGGAACUUCCGGUCGCCAACUACAGGACCCUGGAGUUCCUCAUGAGGCACUUGGUGCACAUGGCCUCAUUCAGCGCCCAGACCAACAUGCACGCGCGCAACCUGGCCAUCGUGUGGGCCCCCAACCUGCUGAGGUCUAAGGAUAUAGAAGCCUCAGGUUUCAAUGGGACAGCAGCCUUCAUGGAGGUGCGUGUGCAGUCCAUCGUCGUCGAGUUCAUCCUCACACAUGUGGACCAGCUUUUUGGGGGUACUGCUCUCUCUGGUCAUGAAGUGGAAAGUGGAUGGCGAUCACUUCCAGGGGUCCGAGUGUCAGGCAGCCCUGAGGAUGUUAUGCCACGGUCCCUGCCCUACAAUCUGCCUAGCAUCCUGCAGGCUGGUGAUGGACCCCCCCAGAUGCGGCCCUACCACACCAUCAUAGAGAUUGCAGAGCACAAGAGGAAGGGGUCUCUGAAGGUCAGGAAGUGGAAAUCUAUCUUCAAUCUGGGUCGCUCUGGCCAUGAGACCAAACGUAAACUUCCACGGGGGGCUGAGGACAGGGAGGACAAAUCUGAUAAGGGGACUCUGCGGCCAGCCAAGAGCAUGGACUCGCUGAGUGCUGUGGCUGGGGUUAGUGAUGAACCAGAGGGCUUGGUCGGAUCCAGCAGUCCUCGGCCAGGCCCACUGCUGACGGAAAGCUUGGAGAAUGAUUCCGUGGAAGCGGCAGAGGGUGAGCAGGAGCCGGACCCGGAGGCGCUGGGCGGCACGAGCUCCGAGCCCGGCACACCACGACCUGGGCGGUCAGCAGUCCGUGUUGGGGGCAGCAGCCACGCAGAGCGCCGUGCUGGUGUCCACAUCUCAGGGCCCUACGAUGUCAACCUCCCAGUACACAUCAGCAAUAUGCUCAAGAUGUCUCCAAACAACAUCGCUAACAUCUCCUUGGCGGGGUUUGCCCAUGGUCUUGAACAUCCUGCCCUACAGCCCCGGCCAAGCCCUGCCUCUGGCCCCGGUCCUGGCCCCGGCCUUGGCCCUGGCCCCCCAGAUGAGAAGUUGGAGGCAAGUCCAGCCCCAGGUUCCUCAGCUGACUCGGGCCCAGUGGAUGUGGCCCCUGCCCUGGAGGACUGCUUGUCCCAGGAGGUGCAGGAUUCCUUCUCCUUCCUAGAGGACUCAAGCAGCUCAGAACCUGAGUGGGUGGGGGUGGAGGACGGGGAGGUGGCCAAGGCAGGACCAGCAGGAGCAGCCUUCUCCCCUGGGGAGGAAGACCCUGGGCUGGGCUACCUGGAGGAGCUCCUGGGAGUUGGGCCUCAGGUGGAGGAGUUCUCUGUGGAGCCACCCCUGGAUGACCUGUCCCUGGAUGAGGCACAGUUUGUCCUGGCUCCCAGCUGCUGUUCCCUGGACUCUCCUGGCCCCAGGCCUGAAACAGAGGAGGAAAGCGGGGAGGAAGUCUUCCUGAGCGCCUAUGAUGACCUAAGUCCCCUUCUGGAGCCCAAACUCCCAACCUGGGAGGGGCCAGGCAGUGAAGAGGAAAAGGCAGCAGGGUCUGGAAGACAGGAGGCUUCAGGACAGGCUGAGGGAGAGCAAGCCUUGAGUGAAGAUGGAGAGAACAAGGAGGGUGGGCCUGGAAGCAGACGAGACGUCAGGGAGGAGGCUGAGGGGAGCCCAGAGAGUGACGUGGAGGGCAGAGUGGCCAGUGAGGAAGGAGCAGAGGCCGAGGGAAGCCAGCAGCUGAUUGACAGUUUGAAAGAAGGAUGUGGGGGGGAGACAGAGGCCAAGGCAGAGGAGUCCAAAGGUCAGCAGGAGGAUGAGAGAACGGAGGAAGCUAAGCGUGUGGAAGCAACUGGAGGAGAGCUGGCUAAAGUCCAGGGGAAGGAAAGAAAGACUGAGAGAGAGGGAGGUGCUGAGGAAGCAGAUGAAGCCCAGCUAGCAGCUGGAAGGGACUCAGAGCACGAGGCCCAGGAAAACCAAAUUGCUGAAGAGAGCUGGGAAGUUGUACACAAAGAGGCUGACGGAGGCAGAGAAAAUGAGGUCAAAGGACAAAGGGCAGAGGAGGGUCAAGAGGCAAGAGAAGACCAAGGAGAUGGCGAAGAUAGCAGGGUCCCAGCAGCUGCGGCAGCUGAAGGAGGAGCAGGGGAGAUCAGCAAGGAACGGGAGUGUGGACACGGAGAAGCUGAGGGAGACCAGAGAGCUGGAGGGGAACGGGUAGAAGAGGGUUCCCUCCCCGAAGGGUCACAGGUAGAGUCCCUGGAGGUUGACAGUGCCAAAGGAGGCAGCUCCCAGUCCUCUGAGACAGAGCAGGCAGCCCCACAGCCGCCUCGGCCGGAGGAGAUGGACCUCGAGGGGCAGCCCAAUCCCCCUGGCUCGGCUGGCGGCGUGGGCAUGCGCCUGGCUUCCACCCUCAUUCAGGUCCAGCAGGUCCGCUCUGUGCCCGUGGUACCGCCCAAGCCACAGUUUGCCAAAGUGCCCAGUGCAAUGUGCGGCAAGAUCCACGUGGCACCAGCACACCCAUGCCCAAAGCCUGGCCGGCUCGAUGGGGACAGGGCCUGGGGCUCCCGAGCCUCCCGCUCCUCUUGGAGGAAUGGGGGCAGUCUUUCCUUUGAUGCUGCCGUGGCCCUGGCUCGGGACCGCCAGAGGACUGAAGCUCAGGCAGUUCGGCGGACCCAGACCUGUACUGGUGCUGGGGACUACAGCCUCAUCCCCAAAACCUCCCCCCAUAGCAUGAUCCCUGCCUACGCUCCCCGGCCCCUUAGCUGCCUGGAGAUCCCAGCUGAGGGCACAGAUGGGUCUGGACCCCGGAGUCGGUUUAGCCUGCCUCCCAGAGAACCCCAACCUCCUGAUCCCCUUAUGUCCCCCCAGCGCCGAUCGUAUGCAUUCGAAACACAGGCUAACUCUGUGAAAGGUGAGGGACUGUAA